AUGCUGUCAGAUGAUGCAAUUCUCCCAGGAUUUGGAUCCCUUUCUCUUAGCGAUAACCCUACGGGUUGGGGUCCAACAGAUAUACCAGAAGAGUUUAGAAACAUGCCUUUUCAACCAUUUUCAAAGGAUACUCGCUUAGGCAGAGUUGCAGAUUGGUCAGGAAAUAUUUUUCAAGAUAUGAAAAACAAAGGUCGCUAUGUCACUCAGUCUGUGGGUUUACAGUACGCUUACUAUCAUGAUGAGGACGACAGCAAUUUUCAACUAGUUUCUUCCGUUCGUGAGACGAAAACUCCUGCUAUUCGUCAAAGAUAUAGAUUCCCUAUGCGUGGCCGCCGUGGUUUAGGUGGUCCAGGUUCUGGAUAUUCUUGGGCAGGAGGCCGGUCAGGAUAUCAGAUGCUUGGAAACCAGGGUGGUGUAGUAAACCGUAAGUUACGCAGUGCAGCAGACAGAGAACGUAUGAUGUUGCAACAGAAUAGACGGUGGCAACACUGGGGCCCCCAGGGUGUCGGGCAGCGACGAGGGGGGACUCAAGGUUGGAGAUCCAAUACAGGUGCUUGGGGCUCUAAUAUUGAUCGCAGACAGGCCCACAGGACAGUGCGUGAUGCAUCUAUUCAAAUUAAGGAUAAUUGGACGAUGUUGGAAGAGCUAGAUUUUGCUAGACUUGCAAAGUUGGCCCUACCUAACGUAAAGGAGCCCAUUGACAAGGUUAAUUGUGGAGAAAUGGAGUAUUAUGACAAAUCAUAUGAUCGCGUUAGCACGCGAAACGAACGUCCUCUUGUAAGAGUAAAUCGGGUUCUCCACACAGUUACAACCUCCAGAGACCCAGUAAUUCACCGUUUAGCCAGCGACUCCGUUGGCAAAGUUUAUUGCACAGAUACGAUUGCUGCCAUGAUUAUGUGUUGCACUCGUUCGGUGUAUCCUUGGGAUCUCAUUGUACAACGCAUACAAGACCGUUUGUUCUUUGAUAAGCGCGAAGAUACUGAAUCUGAUUUUGUUAGUGUAUGUGAAACUGCAACAGAACCACCUAAUGAAGAACCUGGUCAUAUUAAUUCACCCCAGCGUUUGGCAUUAGAAGCUACUUUUAUAAAUACCAAUUUAUCUCAACAAAUGCUACUGAUGGGUGGUAAAACAUAUUCGUUCCCUGAAGAAAAUCCUUUCAAAGAUGAUGAAGAGGAGGAUGAAGAUAGUCCAAAUCCAUCUCAAAACAAAAAUCACGAAGGUGGUAAAGAAGAAUUAGGUUCUGUAGGAUAUCGAUAUCGCAUAUUUGAUUUGGGAAAUGAUGUUCAAAUGGUUAUUCGUUGCGAAGUGAAUGGUGUACUUCAACCGACUAAUGAUGAUCAGCCAGCCAGUCCACAAUUUGUAUGUAUACGCGCAUUAAAUGAGUUUGAUUCACGUUAUUGUGGUGGUGUCGAUUGGCGUACUAAACUUGAUACUCAACGGGGGGCUGUUUUGGCUGCUGAGAUAAAGAAUAAUGCCUUUAAAUUAGCUGGAUGGACUGUCUGUAGUAUAUUGUCAGGUGCGGAUCAAUUAAAAUUAGGAUUUGUAUCUCGUGUCAACCCCCGUGAUUCAUCUCGUCAUGUCAUAUUGGGCACACAACAGUUCAAACCAUCGGAGUUCGCCAAUCAGCUGAAUUUGAAUAUGGAUAAUGCUUGGGGUAUUCUGCGAUGUGUCGUUGAUUUCUUCAUGAAAAUGCCUGAAGGCAAAUAUCUAAUGUUAAAGGAUCCUAAUAAGCCUGUACUUCGCAUAUACUCUGUACCUCAAGAUGCUUCUGAUUCAGAUGAAAGCGAAGAUGGUAUAAGUGAAGAAGAAGCAGUUAUCGUUGAACAACAAAACUCUGAACCAAGUAAGACGGAAGCAAAUAACAUGUCAGGACAUAGUCAAGACGGUGUAGAGGGUCAGUAUAAAAAUACUGAAUCUGUCACUCAGUUAAGAACGACUGAGCCUACUGAAUCGUGA
Schistosoma margrebowiei is the source of this 1956-nucleotide messenger RNA. The record is from the annotation of a GenBank genome assembly. Lineage: Eukaryota; Metazoa; Platyhelminthes; Trematoda; Strigeidida; Schistosomatidae.